Molecule: messenger RNA, 2484 nt
Organism: Ctenocephalides felis (cat flea)
Lineage: Eukaryota; Metazoa; Arthropoda; Insecta; Siphonaptera; Pulicidae
Exons: 5
Coding region: 1-2484 (827 amino acids)
Biological process (GO): base-excision repair, AP site formation
Cellular component (GO): nucleus
Molecular function (GO): DNA binding; mismatch base pair DNA N-glycosylase activity
Source: RefSeq, a predicted model, not a curated record
AUGCAAGUUGCUACAUUAUUUAGGGAAACGGCUACCCUUCUCGGUGCUAGUAUGGAACCAGGAGGAGGCCUGCAAGAUGUUCAAGGAAUGCCAAUGGGCAUGAAUUCAAAUGAAAACAUGCCCGUAUUAGACACACAAAUGCAUCAUCCUUAUAAAAUAAUAUCAUCCGUGAAAGCUGAGCCACUGGACGAUGGCUACGAAACGAGUGCCGAUAUAACAUCGUCUCACCACUUAUCAAACGUGAAAUGUAAGCACCCCGUCAGCAACAACGACCCUUAUAACUUCGUUGACGACGAAUUGGCUGACGUUCACGCGAACAACGUUAACCAUUCGCAAAUGAUAUCGCCCGUGCACCAGGCACAUCAGCGCAACCCCGUUGACAUCGAAAACUUGAUGCCUAGUCCCAAAAAACGAGGCCGGAAGAAAAAAAAUAAACAAGAUAGUACUCAAUACAGUAUGGAUAUUGAUGGAAUGGUUGUUGGACCAACACCCAUCAUCAAAGAGAGGAAGAAACAUGAUCGGUUUAAUGGAAUGCCAGAGGAAGAGGUAUCAAAAAGAACUUUACCCGAUCACUUAACUCCCAAUUUAGAUAUUAUAAUCAUUGGGAUAAAUCCAGGACUGUUUGCAGCUUACAAAGGUCACCAUUACGCUGGACCGGGAAAUCAUUUUUGGAAAUGUCUGUACCUGUCGGGCUUAACUGCCGAGCAAAUGACCGCAGACGAGGAUUAUAAACUAUUACAAAUCGGAAUAGGUUUCACAAAUAUGGUUCAAAGGGCAACAAAAGGUAGUGCGGAUUUAACACGGAAAGAAAUCAAAGAAGGAAGCCAAAUACUCUUAGAGAAAUUACAACAUUUUAAACCAAAGAUUGCUGUUUUCAAUGGCAAAUUGAUUUUUGAGGUGUUUUCCGGAAAAAAGGACUUCAAUUUUGGACGACAACCUGAUCUGGUCGAUGGCACUAAUACGUAUAUGUGGGUUAUGCCAUCAUCAAGCGCAAGGUGUGCUCAACUUCCACGCGCUGCAGAUAAAGUGCCAUUCUAUGCUGCACUUAAAAAAUUUCGAGAUUAUUUGAAUGGUAUGGUAGCAAGUAUAGACGAAUCAGAAAUAGUAUUCAGUGAAUCAAAACUGAAAAUGUGUGAUGAUAUUAAAGGAGAGACAGACUUAUAUCCCGACUGCACUGGAGACUUUAUAGAUAUUAGCAAUAAUUCUCUAGGAAAAAAAGAUCCACUUGGUAAAAAGAAACGUGGGCGGCCCAAAAAAGUUAAGGUCGAAGGAGAAACGCCUAAACAAACACAGCCCCGUAAACCCGCAUCAUCAGCGAACAAUAAUUUGCCAAAAAAGAAGAGGGGUCGACCAAAAAAGAUCAAACCUGAAGAUAGUAGUAGUAACUAUAUAUGCUUAGAUCAAAAUAAUUCAUCAAUGAUGAAAUGUUUUUCAUCUCCCUUACCGAUGCAGUCACCUACAAAUUUUUGCCAAAUGAACAUCAACACAAAUAAUCAUCAUAAUAAUUCAUCAACUCCCGGAACACCAGUAGGCUAUUCCAAUAUGAAUAAUUUGGGCAUAACGCAUCAGCCCUACACUCAAUCGCCGCAGCCACAAUCGCAAUCUUUCACUCAUUCGGAUCUAUCUUCGGAAAUUAGUGCCGCAAUAUCAUCUGAGCACUUGGAAUCGCCAUCACCAACAUCGCCCAGCCUGGGUCCUCCAGAUUUCGAUCCGCCGACAAAUAUGCCGACUGAGGACACGACCGAAUGCAGAUUCUCCAGCCCUGCCCCAUCCACGGUCAGUGAGCAUCCACCGGCCUCGGCGCCGCAAAUUCCACACAGCUAUUCAAAUUAUCGUCCCUAUACUAAUGAAAACGAAAGCUAUUCCCAAGCAUCGGCGCAGGGACCGGAACCAUCAUCGGAAUACAAAUUGCAAGACGUCACUUCUAAAAGUCUUUCCGGUUUAGAGUCGCUCGUAGAUCAAAUUCCAAGUAUCGCCGAUGGUGAAGGCGUAGUUCAUAAUACAGCUUUAAAUAAUAAUGAAAAUAAUGAUCAAUAUAUACCUAGUGCAUAUCCAGUUAGCUCAUCAAUGAACAGUUCAACACCUUCCAUCAGCCACUAUCCAGCUUCAAAUUACGCUAUGAGUAGCGCCGGAUACGGCAACCUACCCGUCCCAUCGAACUCGUUUUCCGUUAGUAGCCUGUCGUCGAAUUACAGUCCAUUGAAUUCGAGUAUUCCUCCGUACGGUAACUUGAUGGGAACACCUUCGUAUAUGGAUUCUCAUGUUCCAGUGCCGGUGACGCCACUAUAUCCCUACGGCCAGCAGUACGCCGGCUACGGGCACGUCGCGCCGCACGUCCCUCCGUCUUCGAUCCACGUACCAGGCUCAAACUAUCCAUAUUAUAAUACGGCUUACGGCGGCCACACGCAGGCGCCGCCUGCGCCUAGUUAUUUGCCUAAUAUGUUCGACCGUAUUAAACCUGAUAUAGGAUAUGGUGGUUUUUGA